Molecule: messenger RNA, 7812 nt
Organism: Haliotis rubra (blacklip abalone)
Lineage: Eukaryota; Metazoa; Mollusca; Gastropoda; Lepetellida; Haliotidae
Product: low-density lipoprotein receptor-related protein 4-like
Exons: 52
Coding region: 89-7687 (2532 amino acids)
Molecular function (GO): calcium ion binding; protein binding
Source: RefSeq, a predicted model, not a curated record
CGCGUCACAGCUGUAGGGUAGGGGAUAAAUCUCGGCGAUCGGAGAGUAUUGGUAGUUUGCUUCAGUGGAUUGAAAGGACUAAGAUACCAUGGCUUCCAUCUCUGUUUGUUUGGCGUAUUUACUGGCCAUGGCUGCAGUAUUUGAUGCUGUGACGUCAUUGGACUGCGGUGGUGGGGAGUUCGAAUGUGACGGCGAGUGUGCCCCUGGUCAGUGGCAGUGUGACGGACAGGUCGACUGCCUGGAUGAAACGGAUGAAGUUGGAUGUGGGGCCAUUGCGUGCACCUCCCGACAGUUCCAGUGCGGGGACGGACAGUGCAUCAGCACGGUUUACACGUGCGACGGUAACCCCAACUGCGAAGAUGGAACGGACGAACAACAUUGCACGGUGCGUGAUUGUUUCGAUUCGGAAAUCACCUGCGACAACGGGCGUCGUUGCGUGGACAAGGCCAGGAAGUGCGACAUCUACCAGGACUGUCUAGACGGGACUGAUGAGAAUGAUUGUGAGUCCAGCCAAUGUCCAGAUGGAGAGUUCAGCUGUAACGACAUCUACUGCAUCAGCAAAAGCUCCGUCUGCGACGGCUAUCCUCACUGUCCUGAUAACAGCGACGAAACCAACUGCAAGUCUUGCCAGCCUGGUGCGAAGCAGUGUCCGAAUGGUCAGUGUGUCCCCGGCUUCCAAGAUUAUAAAACUGAAAUUUCUGUCACAGACUACAGCACUCACACAAACAUGACAAACAAAUCGCAUUGGAUGCGAUGGAUGUUUGUGCUGACAGUAUUUCUGCUACGAGUGUCCGAAAGCCGUGUGUGUAGAGAGGGGGCGGAGUUCGAGUGUGACGAUCAGUGUGUCCCCAACCACUGGCGCUGCGACUUCGACAAGGACUGUGUGGAUGGCAGUGACGAGAUCAACUGUGGUGACAUAACGUGCCCACCGGAUUACCUGUACUGUGCGUCACAUACCGCAUGUAUCCCUGCUGACUGGUGGUGCGACGGAGAAAGGGACUGCAAAGACGGCGGCGAUGAGCACAACUGUGAUAACGUCACCUGUCCACCAUCGACGACGUCAUGCGCGUCUGGCACCAAGAAAUGCGUCCUGCAACGUUCACUCUGUGACGGUCAGAAGGACUGCACAGACGGAAGUGAUGAGGAGGAAUGCGGAAAGACCUGCGCGCCAGAUCAUGUCAUGUGCCGGAACGACGCCAACCUCUGCAUCAAGGCCAUCUGGCUGUGUGAUGGGGAACAUGACUGCCCGAACGGAACUGAUGAGGUCAAUUGUCGCCCAACCUGUGCGUCUGACGAGCUGCAGUGUGCGGAUGACAAGUGUAUUAAGAAGGCGUGGCGGUGUGACGGGGACGCGGACUGUAGUGAUGGGUCUGAUGAAGCCUUGUGUGCACCCGUGAACUGCGCCAUUUCCGAAUUCAAGUGUUUUGAUAACACCUGCAUCCCGAAGACGUGGACGUGUGACGGCGAGGCUGACUGUGAGGACGACAGUGACGAGAUGAGGUGUCCGGUCAAGUCUAAUGAUACUGUUGUGCCACAAGUUAAAAGCGACACAACAUUUGACCCGAGUAGAUCGACUGCUGAUGCAUCAACUUUGAACUCAACAUUAACGUCAGGAACAUCAACAUCACCAACAUCAACACCAAUACAACAUUCAACUAUAACACCAUCUACCUCCUCAUCGGCUGGUCUCCAGGGGGCGUGUCUCCCCGGGAAGUUCAGGUGUGGGGGCGGCAAGUGUAUCCCUAUCAGGUGGAGGUGUGACAACCAACAAGACUGCCUCGACAACAGUGACGAGCUGGACUGUGGUGACACAACAUGUGGGUCAAGGUAUGUCCAGUGUGGGUCAGGACAAUGUAUCCCCAGUCCGUGGAUGUGUGAUGGCCAGGUGGACUGUGAUGACGGUGCAGACGAGGUUGGGUGCCCUGCUCCAAACACGACAUCGUCGACAGAAGGAACUCAAAGGUCUAUCACGUCAACAAGGGCAGCAUCAACUACAAAAGCACCAGUCACAUCCACGCCUCCAUCGACGUCAACAGCAACUGUUUUCACUACACCAACUACGACAACUUCUACUACAGCUUCUACGUUGCCGACUGUCAAAACACCAGCAGUUACUGCCACACGUUCGGACAACGAUCCCCUUCUGUUGGUGUUCGUACACCAGGACUUGCGUGUGUUUGACCUAACUUCCGAUGACGUCACUGUGUUUCCGCUUGCUGCUAAAGGUUUUGAUCCAAUUCCCACUGGGCUCACGGUUGACGUGAGACAGAGGACGCUGUACUGGCCCGACGUCAAGUACAACACCAUCAACUCUGCAACUUUAACCAGAAACAAGACUCUAACAGACAUCAAGCAGCUGUAUAAUAUUGGGAUACAGAGAGCCGUCGGCAUAGCACUUGACUGGGUUCAUCACAACCUCUACUGGUCAGAUAUGUCAGCCGGCACUGUCACAGUUGCCUCCCUUGACACAGGGGUCACAACUACGUUGCUGGAUGAUGAUCUGGUCGACGUUCAGGGUCUUGACGUAGAUCCCUUGAAUAGGUGGUUGUUCUGGGGCUGCGCGGGACAUCGUCCUAGGAUUGAGAUGAGCGGCACCGACGGCAGCAACAGAAGAGUCCUCCUCGAUAAAGGACUCGAGUACCCCAAAGACGUGACCAUAGAUUUCAAAACCAAUCAGCUGUACUGGGCGGACAGCGGUAACAACAAGAUCGGCGUGUGCGACAUCGUCAAAGGCGGAUGUCGGGUACUGUGGACGGCCCGGACAGGUCUGAUGUACUAUGGGAUCGAUAUUUACAAGAAACGUCUUUACUGGAGCGAGACGGCGUACGGACAGAUUCAAAGAAUCAACAGGGAGCAGGGCAAGUUCGUCCGUCGUGUUCAGAAAAACCUGAUACAACCAAAGGGCCUGGUUGUGAUGUAUAGUCAGCGUCAACCUUACGCCCCAAACAGGUGUGGUUCGGAUAAUGGCGGAUGUCAGAUUUGUUUACCUUCACCGAAGGGAGAGAACUCCACUUCUCAGUAUAUUUGCGCAUGCCCGGAUAACUUGUUCCUGCAAUCAGACAAGAAAACCUGUUCAAACAGAGACCCGUCCAAGCCUUCGCGAUGUUCUGAGGGGUACGUGAUGAAAGGCAACAGGUGCGUGGAUGAAGACGAGUGUGCGGUGUCGCCGGAGACGUGUUCACAAAAGUGUGUCAACACGGUCGGCGGCUUCAGAUGCGCGUGCUAUGAUGGCUACACACUUGUCAAUGGCACAAAAUGUAAAGAAGAAGGUGAAAAUGAAGUAUUUAUGGUACUGCUGGAUUCCCCGAACUUUAAACGAAUAAACCUGACAACGUUUGAUUAUGUUGUCAUGACGAAGCCUAAAUGCUUCGAGAUCGGAAGACCAAUAUCUCUUGAUUUUGACGUCAGGAAUCACAGCGUCUUUUGGUCGGAUGUACACACUAAAAGCAUCAGUAUGGCCCGUAUUGACAAAUCCAAUCUGGAUAGCAAAGAAGUCCUCGUGACGAACGUGUCGGUAGCGGCCGGUGUAGCCUACGACUGGGUUCAUCAGGCCCUCUAUUGGACUCAGGAAAAGGCGGGCGAGGAGGCAAUCAGAGUUGUGUCCCUUAGGUCAAAGUUGAUGGCGACUCUCGUUUCCAGAAAUCUCGGCAAACCUCGGGCGAUAGCUGUUGAUCCUGCAAGAGGGUGGAUGUACUGGACGAACUGGGGUCAGCCGGCGAGUAUAGAGAAGUGCGGUAUGGACGGGACAAGGAGACACGCCAUCAUCACUGACGAUAUUAGAUAUCCUAAUGGCAUGACUAUUGAUUACAUCGAUAAGCGCCUGUACUGGGUCGAUUCCCACUUCAACAGUGUCACGAGUUCUGACCUAGACGGAAAUGACGUCAGAGUCGUCAUUGACAAGAGCAGAUUCUUCCGGGAACAUAUGUUUGCUGUUACUGUUUUUCAGAACCGAUGUGGUCUGGAUAAUCGAGGUUGCCAAAUUUGUUUGCCACAUCCACAAAAAGAUGGAAGCAGCAAGGAGUACACCUGCGCAUGCGCAGAUGGAAUGACACUGAAGGCUGAUGGGAAGACCUGUGUCAAGAAAGGUCAAAGGUCAGCCACCUGUUCGUCAGGUUUCCGCUCUGUGAACGGCAAGUGUGUCGAUGACGACGAAUGUGAAACGGCUCCAUGCUCUCACAACUGUACCAACACACCCGGGAGUUAUAAAUGUACCUGUCCUGAUGGGUACGCCCUCAUCAACGAGAUAAGCUGCAUGGCACGUGGCCCGACCACGCCGUCGCCAUGUUUUGAGGGGUACGUGUUGAAGGGCAACAGGUGCGUGGAUGAAGACGAGUGUGCGGUGUCGCCGGAGUCGUGUUCACAAAAGUGUGUCAACACGGUCGGCGGCUUCAGAUGCGCGUGUUUUGAUGGCUACACACUUGUCAAUGGCAGAAGAUGUAAGGUAGAAGAUGAAAAUGAAGUGUUGUUUUUUGUACUUCUGGAUUCCCUGAGCAUUAAACGAAUAAACCUGACAACGUUUGAUUAUGUGGUCAUGACGAAGCCAAUAAGCUUCCGGAUCGGAAGACCAGUAUCUCUUGAUUUUGACGUCAGGAAACACAGAGUCUUUUGGACGGAUGUACCAAAAGAAACCAUCAGUAUGGCCCGUAUUGACAAAUACAAUCUGGACUGCCCAGAAGUCCUGGUGUCGAAUGUGACCUCAGUGGCCGGUGUGGCCUACGACUGGGUUCACCAGGCCCUCUAUUGGACUCAGGCAAAUGCAGAGGACGAGAAGGCAAUAAAAGUUAUGUCCCUUAGGACAAAGCUGGUGGCGACUCUCUUUUCCACUAAUCUCGGAUAUCCUCGUGCGAUAGCUGUUGAUCCUGCAAGAGGGUGGAUGUACUGGACGAACUGGGGUCGGCCGGCGAGUAUAGAGAAGUGCGGUAUGGACGGCACGAGGAGGCACGCCAUCAUCACUGACAAGAUUCACUGGCCCAACGGCAUAACUAUUGAUUACAUAGAUAAGCGCCUGUACUGGAUCGAUGCCUACCUGGACAGUGUCACGACCUCUGACCUAGACGGAAAUGACGUCAGAGUCCUCAUUGACAAGAGAAGAUUCGUCAAGGAACAUAUGUUUGCUAUUACAGUAUUCGAGGACUACCUGUACUGGACGGACUGGCUCACCAAAACAGUGAGGCAGAUGGACAAGCGGACUGGGAAUAUGACCUUCCACCAUGUAGGUGGGGUCCACCCCAUGGACAUCAAGGUCUUCCACAAGUCCAGGCAGAUAACAGAGAGGAACCGAUGUGGUCUGGAUAAUCGAGGUUGCCAAAUUUGUUUACCACAUCCACAAAAAGAAGGAAGCACCAAAGAGUACACAUGCGCAUGCGCAGAUGGAAUGACACUGAAGGCUGAUGGGAAGACCUGUGUCAAGAAAGGUCAAAGGUCAGCCACGUGUUCGUCAGGUUUCCGCUCUGUGAAAGGCAAGUGUGUCGAUGACGACGAGUGUGAAACGGGUCCAUGCUCUCACAACUGUACCAACACACCCGGGAGUUAUAAAUGUACCUGUCCUGAUGGGUACGCCCUCAUCAACGACACAAGCUGCAUGACACGUGAGCCUGUGGCCGCUAUUCUCCUCGUGGUUGACAGGAAGAAUCUGAAGAAAGUCAACCUCGUGAACGGCAAAGUGACGUCCAUUCCUCUCGCAGAUGAGAGGUCCCAGUCCAGGCCGACCGCUAUCGACUACAGCUUCAAAAACCACACCAUCUACUGGACAGAUUACCGAGAGACUGGAAUAUACAGGGCAGAGCUGGAAGGGGACACCCUGAAGAACAAAAGGAAACUAUUCUGGAAGGGUAUCCGUGACCCCCAGGGCAUAGCGUUAGACUGGGUGCACAACAAUUUGUACUGGUCAGACCUCAGCGCGCACUCCCUUCACGUUGCGUCCCUGGACACUAUGGUCCAGAAAACUCUUGUUGACACUGACCUUGAAUACAUCCGGGGACUUGCUGUUGAUCCACGACAUGGUUGGCUGUACUGGGCUGCUUGGGGUCAGCGUCCUCAGAUAGCCCGUUGCGGAAUGGACGGGAGCAGUAGGGAGGUUCUCAUACACCGAGGUCUGGACACGCCCAAUGAUGUAUCUAUAGAUUAUGUAAGUGACCGCUUGUACUGGGUGGAUGGCUGGGCGACGAAGUUGGUCAGCUGCGACCUGAACGGCAAGGACUGCACCGUCUUGUGGAAGUCGAAGGACAGGCUCAUGAUAUUUUCACUGGACGCAAUUGGGAAUUCAAUCUACUGGACCGAGUGGGGAGAGCCUAAAAUCCAGGAUUUUGAUCUGGUGUGGAUGGAACGGGGACCUGGUGUGAGUGAUGGGACCCAACCCUCGGGGGUGGCCAUCGUCCACCCUGACAGACAGCCGUACGCAAGGUAUCGAUGCACUGACGCCUUCAGCAACGGCUGUCAAUUUUGCCUCCCAACACCACCCGGAAGCAAACAAAACUUCCGAUGCGCAUGCCCAGACGGUCUCUAUCUGCAAUCUGACGGGAAGUCCUGUGGCGCUACAGAUCCAUCCUGGCCCAAGUGUCUCCAAGGUUACCGCCUCGUCAACGGCACAUGCCAUGACGUCAACGAGUGCGAGGAGCAGCCGCACGUGUGUGAUCAUCUAUGUACCAAUACCAACGGAAGUUACCAGUGCGCAUGUCGUGUCGGCUUCGAUCUGGAAAAUGGAACAUGUGUGCUGAGCAAAGAUGCAUUUCUUAUACUGAUUGAUCACGUGGACUUCCGGCGAUUCAACCUUACAACGUACAGCUCAACAUUAAUGAGAGGGGCCGACCGUUUCGUCGCUCAUAGACCAAUCGCCUUGGACUUUGACGUGGACAAUGCCGUCAUGUACUGGUCAGAUGUGGCCAGACAGAUUAUUAGCACGGCAACAGUGGAUGGACUUAAGUUGACACACACCCGUGUUGUCGUGGAUGAAGACGCCUCCACCGUCUACGGACUGGCCUACGACUGGGUUCACAAGAACCUGUACUGGGUGGAUGCCUUGCCUGAUAGCGAGGCUAUCCGGGUCAGGUCAUUUCGCCGGAUGACCACUAAAACCAUUGUGGACAGGGAGCUUGGGAAACCUAGAGCUAUCACAGUGUAUCCCAGCAGGGGCUGGGUGUUCUGGACCAACUGGGCGGUGUCGGCUACCAUAGAACGGUGCGGUAUGGAUGGCACGAACAGGAAAGUCCUCAUCAACGAUGCUAUUAAAUGGCCUAACGGAAUAACCCUUGAUUACGACACGGAACGGUUGUACUGGACGGACGCCGGCCUUGAGAUGUUGUCCAGCAGCGACAUCGACGGUAGCAACCGGCGCAUCCUCCUACACAACAUCGGCGUUCCCAGGGAACACCUGUUUUCGGUCUCGCUAUACGGGGACUGGGUGUACUGGACGGACUGGAUCAACCGUGCACUGAAGAGGGCGAAUAAACACACUGGACAGAAUAUCACGUCAUACCGCGUAAACACCUCACCAAUGGACGUGAAAGUAUUCCACACCUCGCGCCAGAAACCGGAUAUCGAUAUCUGCGGAAACAACAAUGGCGGAUGUUCCCAUUUGUGUCUCCCUACUCCUGUUAUGACGUCAGAACCACGUGGUUUCCGUUGUGAAUGCCCGGAUGAUAUGUUGUUGAAAAGAGACGACAUAUCAUGUGUCCGAAUAAAUUCUUAACGAGAUUUUUCAACGGACGUUUUACAAAAGCAAAAACACCGUCAUCACUGUUGUCACCUUGGAUGAGGCUAUGCUACAACGAUGCUUGAAGUGGACAUAAAACAUUUCGUUCAAUGUUGACACCU